Messenger RNA from Gavialis gangeticus (Gharial), 1423 nucleotides. It is a transcript of the gene HAT1, whose product is annotated as histone acetyltransferase 1. The transcript is spliced from 10 exons. NCBI's taxonomy places the organism in Eukaryota, Metazoa, Chordata, Crocodylia, Gavialidae. Gene Ontology annotation, cellular component: nucleus. Gene Ontology annotation, biological process: subtelomeric heterochromatin formation. The record is from RefSeq and is a predicted model, not a curated record. The annotation marks the transcript as partial. Gene Ontology annotation, molecular function: histone H4 acetyltransferase activity; histone binding.
UUUAAGCAUGAUUCUUUGGAUUAUGGUGAUUAUAGUUUAUGCAUAUCUAUAUUUAAAAUCUUUUUCUCAGGGCUUACUGCUAUGGAGAAGAAAUUGGCUGAGUACAAAUGUAAUACAAAUGAAGCAAUUCAACUGAAAUUAGUUCGUUUUCCUGAGGACCUGGAGGAUGAUAACACAGCAUUUAAUCCAGAGUACAGUCAUCAGGUGUUUGGAGAUGAUGAAGUUGCCUUUGGUUACCAGGGUUUGAAGAUCCUUUUGUACUACAUAGCUGGUAACCUGUCAACGCUCUUCCGCAUCAAGUACACAUCUAAAGUUAAUGAAAAGUUUGACUGUGUGGAGGCAGAUGAUGUGGAAAGUAAAAUUAGAGAAAUCAUUCCUCCUGGGUUUUGUACAAACACGGAUGACUUUGUGUCUUUGCUGGAAAAAGAGGUCAAUUUCAAGCCCUUUGGAACAUUGCUUCAUACAUACUCUGUUCAUAAUGUGGAAGCGGGUGAGGAUAUAACAUAUCAGAUAUACAAGGCUGACAUGACAUGUCCAGGCUUUCGAGACUAUCAUGAAAGGCUUCAGACGUUCUUGAUGUGGUUUAUUGAAACUGCUAGCUUUAUUGACGUGGAUGAUGAAAGAUGGAACUACUUUCUAGUAUUUGAGAAGUAUAAUAAGGAUGGAGCUACGCUCUUUGCGACCGUAGGCUACAUGACAGUCUAUAAUUACUAUGUGUAUCCAGACAAAACCCGGCCACGUGUAAGUCAGAUGCUAAUAUUGCCUCCAUUCCAAGGAGAAGGCCAUGGUGCUCAACUUCUUGAAACUGUUCACAGAUACUAUAUGUCUUCUCCUACAGUGCUUGAUAUAACAGCUGAAGAUCCAUCUGAAAACUAUGUGAAACUCAGGGACUUUGUACUUGUGAAGCUGUGCCAAAAUCUUCCUUGCUUUUCCCCAGAGAAAUUAAUGCAAGGGUUCCGUGAAGAAAUGGUGACAGAGGCUCAACAAAAACUGAAAAUAAAUAAGCAACACACAAGGCGAGUAUAUGAAAUUCUGCGAUUGCGUGCAACAGAUAUGGGUGACACAGAGCAAUCUAGAAGUUACAGGUUGGAUGUCAAAAGAAGACUGAUUGGUCCCUAUAAGAAAAAGCAGAGAGAGCUGGCUAAGAUGCGAAGAUGUCUGAGACCAGAGGAGUUGACAAACCAAUUGAACCAAAUAGACCUAAAUAUGCAGCAUGAACAGUUAGAGGAGAGCUUCCAACAGCUCGUUUCAGAUUACCGAAGGGUGCUAGAACGACUUGCUCAAGCAUGAGGAUUCUACCUUUCUGUACAGGAAAUUUGCAGAUUUCUAUACAUUCUUGUGAUGCAAAUCCACAAUCACUACUUAAUUGCAAAAUCUCAUGUGACGUUUUAAUCACAAUAAAGGUGACUUGUGUUUUUCUGUG